Molecule: messenger RNA, 2754 nt
Organism: Solea senegalensis (Senegalese sole)
Lineage: Eukaryota; Metazoa; Chordata; Actinopteri; Pleuronectiformes; Soleidae
Gene: plp1a
Product: proteolipid protein 1a
Exons: 7
Coding region: 55-792 (245 amino acids)
Biological process (GO): axon development; central nervous system myelination
Cellular component (GO): myelin sheath; plasma membrane
Molecular function (GO): structural constituent of myelin sheath
Source: RefSeq, a predicted model, not a curated record
GAGGAGACAACAACGUUAAAGUCAACGAGUCGUGAACGCAUCCUUCCUCCAAACAUGGGUUGCUAUGACUGCUGUAUGCGCUGUUUGGGUGGAGUGCCGUACUGCUCCCUGGUUGCCACACUGCUGUGUUUCUCUGGCAUUGCCCUCUUCUGUGGUUGUGGGCACCAGGCACUCACAGAGACAGAGAGACUCAUUGAGACUUACUUUGCUCGUAACCUUCAGGACUACAUCACCCUUGCCUACAUCAUUCAAUAUUUCCAGUAUGUCAUCUAUGGUUUGGCCUCCUUUUUCUUCCUCUACUGCAUUGUGCUGUUGGCAGAGGGAUUCUACACCACCAGCGCUGCCAAGCAAACCUUCGGAGAGUUCAGGAGCACCAUGUGUGGCCGCUGCCUCAGCUCCUCGUUUAUAGUGAUGACAUAUGUACUUGCUGUGCUGUGGCUGUUGGUGUUUGCCUUCUCCGCCCUGCCUGUGUACUUCUUCUACAACAUGGACGCCACCUGCCACACUAUUGACGUUCUGACUGAGACGCCAGCGAGUAUCAACCAGCUCUGUGUCGAUGCCAGGCAAUAUGGGCUCCUGCCAUGGAAUGCAGUGCCAGGAAAAGCCUGUGGCAUGACCCUGUCCACUGUUUGCAGGACCAGAGAGUACCAAAUGACCUAUAACCUCUACAUCGCUGCCUUCAUCGGCGCGGGCAUCAACCUCUUGGCUCUGCUCACCUAUACUGUGUCGACCACCUAUAACUUUGCCGUUCUGCGGUAUCUGGGGAGAAAGGGAAUAGGUGCACGGUGUUAGGCUCACCCACUUCCUGUCUGCUUUGUCACCACCAGCAAGGGGCUGUAAAGGGAAGACAACCAUUCUCUUCUUCCAAAUCAUCUGCACAGAACCACCAUGAAUUUAUGAAAAUCAUGUCUUUUAUAUUUUUACUUUCCUAGGGAAACAUGUUUUUUAUAUAUAUAUAUAUAUACAAUAUAUACAUUUUCCUUUUUUGUGAUGUGUUUUUUUUUCACCAAAUAUUUGUAAAUCUGAGCUCUUGCUGAGGUUAGUGUCUCAUAUUAAUUUCAGCUUCCCAUCGCAUUAAAGUUGUGUCACUCCUCUAACUAACUAAUUAAUAUUUGCAAGAAAUAACAGACCGCCAACUGGCAAUACAUGUGCAGCUUCAAUGCAGCUGUUAAUAGGGAUUAGAGGUUGCUGUGGCUACCAUCCCUCACAUCUGGUUGCCAUGGUGGCAGACAAGUGUGCAUUUGCAGUCUCAUGCUGACCUCGAGACUUUUCUCACGGGCUGGAGAGACGCCUCAACAAUGGAGUCAUGCUUGUGUUGAAAGCUAGCCAAUAAGGAUCCAGCUCCGGGGGCCACCUGCACCACGGGUCUCUGCCGAGGGUUGUAUUGCAUGUCAAAGGAGAGGGUGCUCUGGACAAAGAGAGGUUAGACCUCUCUGCAACCACAAUGCAGAUCUUCUGGGGACCACAACCACACACAACCACACACAACACAUCCACAUUCUGCUGCAUUACCACGACCCCCCAUAGAUAAAGGAAAUGAUGGAUUCUGAGGGAAUUCCAGGUUGUCUUGAAUAGUUUCUUUCUAACAAAGGGACAUAUUUGUUAAAUUCUGAUCUAGAACGGUCUAAAAUUGUUUCUCAUAAUUUUUGAGAUGUCAAACGCACUCGGUGCUAACUUAGAGUGUCCUCUUAGUCGAUGCAUUGUUGAGGUGUGUGACUCCUUGGAUCUGCAUUUUCACAGAGACGGGACAGCUUUGUUUUGUCUCUCGUACUUUAUUUAGGAUUGAGUUGUAGUUAUUGUAUAACAGUUAUGUUUACUCACUGUAGAUGAAUUUAAAAUGCUUUUACAUUACUUAUGACUAACAAAAGCCUUUGUAACAUAAUCAGUAGUUUAUUCUAUUUGGUUGAAGCUUUAUCCAGCUGUGAAUGGUAGGUUUAAGUGCCAGUUGGUUGUUUGAUGACGUUUUUUUGUGUGUGUAUGUGUUUGUAUAAUUUUUUUUUUUCUAAUAAAACAGAAUAUUCUUUAAAGUUGUUGUGCAGAGUGGCUAUAAAGUCCUGAAAAUGUAGUAGGUGUUUCAUCCUUGGCUUCCUGCCACAGUUAUGGGCCAAGGUGUUUUGUAAGGUGUGUUGUAUUCUCUCCUCUUGUGUCCACAGGUGCACUGUGUCCUGCAAUUGGCAGUGAACCAGGUGUACCUGAGGAAGCGGAGGCGCAGGGCGAAAGACGAGUGGAAAGGCUACAACCUAUGUGGGAGGCUGGAGAGGGACGCAGGGGAAAUUCUGUCUUCUCCAUACCCUGCAGAGACAUCAUAUGUGUCCUGUUUUGCUGCCGACACUUUCAGGGAUAACCAUCAGAGAUGAAGUGGUCAUGAGAGUUUUAUUUUCUACUUUUGUGUUAUAGCUUUGUAGCAAUUGUCAAAAAGAUUCCCUUCGUUAUGUUUUCAUUAAGGCUAUUCUACAUGAUAAGUUGUGAAACGGUACAAAUACAGUUGGAGUGUUUUUCUUUGUUACUGUGCAUAACCGCUGAAUAUUUUGUCCUUAUUUACUCCUGUAUUUGACCAAUGUCUGAAUAUAUCAUAAACAUCGAAGACUUUAAAAUCUAUCUUUUGGAUAGGGAAAAACACAUCCUGCCUAGGAAAAACUAAACAGUAUGCAGUGCAUGCUUGAUAUCAUUUUUAAUGAGGGGGGGAAUAAAAAUGCAGUGCAUGCUUGAUAUUCUUUUUUAAUGAAGAGGAAAUAAACAGUGCUCACUGUCUCA